Vicia villosa (hairy vetch) is the source of this 2242-nucleotide messenger RNA. RefSeq lists its product as uncharacterized. NCBI's taxonomy places the organism in Eukaryota, Viridiplantae, Streptophyta, Magnoliopsida, Fabales, Fabaceae. The transcript has 8 exons. The record is from RefSeq and is a predicted model, not a curated record. Gene Ontology annotation, molecular function: protein binding. Bases 90 to 2117 code for a protein of 675 amino acids.
CAUUUCUUUUCUUAUAUAAGAGAAUUAGGCUUCCACUUGUACAUUGCACCAAUACUACCUACUUUCAUUCUGCAUUUCAAUCUCGAGGUAUGGAAAUAGCUUCUUCUCUACAUCAUGAACCUGAGUUCUGGGAGCUAGUAUUGGAAGAAAAAUGGCAAGAAGUAAUUGAAAAAUACAGACAAGAUAGUAAAUGUCACACGAUAGAAAUCCAGGGAAGAGGAACAGCAUUGCACGUGGCAGUAAGCAGUGGAUGCAAAGAUGUAGUGAAAAAUCUUCUAGAAGCAAUUGUAAACCAUGAUAAAAGUAGUUUGACGAUGGUGGAUAAAAGGGGUGCUACUCCUCUUCACCUUGCAGCAUAUAGAGGAUUCACAGAUAUGUGUGAAAAUAUAAUUGGAAAAGGUGAAAGGGGAUAUUUGAUUCAACAGAAAAAUGAAAUGGGAGAAACACCACUAUUUUGGGCUGUGCGUGCACGUAAAAGAUUAGUGUUUGUUUAUCUACAACAGUUUUGUCCUACUGAUAUCAAUGUUGCUAUUGAUUACAAUAAUACUAGCAUCCUUCAUGUUGCCAUUCAAAGUGAAAUGUUUGAUUUGGCAAUUAUGAUAAUGUAUUGCUACCCAGGUCUUAUAUCUACGAAGGACAAUGAUGGCAUCAUUCCUCUUGAAAUUCUUGCUACUAGGACAUCAGCCUUCAAGAGUGGAUGUAGGCUAUCAUGGUGGAAGCAAAUUUUGUACUAUUGUUUUACUAUAAGCCGCCGCAACGCAAAGACUACAUUGGAAUUGUUUCAAAACAAUGAGAAAGGUGAUUAUAGUGCAAUAGAAAUAUAUGAUGUUGAUAAAUUAGAAAAGGCAUACAAAAUAAGUCCUUCUCUUGCUCAAUCCUGUCACAACAUUCAAACGUCUAUAUUCAAAUGGUCAAUCCUGUCACUAUUGGACUUAGAGGGAAUAAAGAAAAUUAAGACGAAGCACACAUAUGGUGGUCAGCUCUUAGAAGAAUUUAUGAAAAAACCUACUGAGUCAUACAUAGGUGGUGGGUUUAAUCCAGAUCUUGACAACUUAGAACGCGGUAUUGAAAUGGAAGAAGCACUUGUAAAUUUUCCAACAUUUUCCAAGAGCAAAAAGGAAAAAGGUGAUACCUCAAUUCAAGAUAUUAAAAAAAAUGAAACAAACAGUGAUGUAAAGGACACAUCUUAUUUGAUUGCGGCAAGUCAUGGAAUAGUUGAGAUGAUGUUAGAUCUUCAAUCAAACAUAAAAAGUGUGAUCUAUGAGACUAACUCUAAUAAUGAAAAUGCAUUGCUUUUGGCAGUAAAGAAUAGGCAACCACAUGUUAUUCAGUGGAUGAAGAAUAAUUUACCUGAUGGAGUCGUUAAUCACUUAAUUCUACAAGUUGAUAAAAAUGAGAAUACCGUGUUACACUUGGCAGCAUAUACAUCAUUCGAAAGAGAAAAUACUUGGAGGAUGUCUGGAGUUGCCAUGCAAAUGAUGUGGGAUAUCAAGUGGUAUAAGUACAUAAAAGAACUAGUACCAGAGCAUUUCAAUAAUAAAGGCAACAAAGAAAAAAUAACUCCAAGUGAAGUCUUUAAGGAGAAACACAAAGAACUUCUAGAAAGCAGUGUUAACUGGUUGAAAGACACAGCAGAGUCAUGCUCAGUUGUAGCAGCUCUCAUUGCCGGUGUCUCCUUUGCGACAUCAGGCAGUGUACCUGGUGGCAAUCAGCAAACAGGACAACCAACAUUAGAAGGACAACCUGCAUUUGAAGGAUUUGCUAUAUCUUCAUUAAUUGGACUUUACUUCUCUGUCACUGCACUCAUCAUGUUCCUUGCUAUACUCACUUCUCGAAAAGAAGUUGAAGACUUUUGUCGAAACUUGCCAAUGAAGCUUCUUUUUGGUUUGUGUUCUCUCUUCGUAUCCAUUGUUGCCAUGUUUGUUUCUUUCUGUGCUGGACAUUUCUUUGUGCUCACUGAUAAAUAUACAAAAGGAAGUAUCUUGUUCUAUUUAUAUAUUUCCAUUUGCCUACCUGUCACAUUCUAUGCAGCUGUGCAGUUUCCGUUAUUCAUUGAUCUUGUCAAAGUUAUUUGGAAGAAAGUUCCACCUCCAAGUGUUAAAGGUGUUCUUCUCUAAAGGUGUAUUGUUGUAUUACUAUGCGAAUUGAAAAUAAUGAGUUUGGUUUGUACUUGAAUAAUGUCUUUUAUUAUGUUUUGAUUAUUGGUGUCGAUGUAGUGUAAUUUGACUCUUUUGUAUAACUA